AAUGCUGCGGGAACGAUCGAGUAAAUCGCGCCUGCGCAGUUAGCACUCCCUCUUUGGACCUACGUCUCCACUGAAACGAUGGUGAGACCAGCCAGUCCCGUGCACAAUCCUUGUCAAUCUGUCUGUUUAUGGGCUAUAAAUGAUAUAAUAACAUAUUUAGUGGCUUUCACAAAUCAUUAUGUGUUAGACACAUGUGUUAUUUUAGUCGGUUUGGGGAUAUUGUUCAUUGUAAAAACGAUGUUUUCAUGUCCUGUUGGAACAGUAAUGGCUGCUACCAGAGUAACACAGUCACCGGGUUUAUUGGCGAUACUCGCGUGCGUGACGGCAUUACUUCCCAAAUUGUGGAAGAGUCAAGAUUAGCGGUAGUUUUUAACUCUAAGAGAGUGGUAUGUUUUGGGAUUGGGAUGUGGUAGGUCGUUUCAAAACCCAGUCUGAGGAUAACUUUUUAGUAAGGAAGCUAGGUGGCUAAUUCAGUGAGAGGAAGCUACUGCAGGCUCCUCUCCAAUGACAGGAGCUUAGGAAGACCCGGUCUUCUGGCAUUUUCCUAUAAGUCGCCACUUUGUGUAUUCGAACAUUUGUUAUCAUAAAUUUCAUCUGAAGUUUGAUGUUUAGAGUAUAUGGAUAUUGUAGUAGCCUAGUUCAAAAUAAGUGGUCACUGUGUUAACAUUUUCUUUAACUACUUUAUGUGUUUGUUUACAGGCCAAACGUACCAAGAAGGUGGGGAUCGUUGGUAAAUAUGGCACACGUUACGGUGCAUCGCUGAGGAAGAUGGUCAAGAAAAUUGAAAUUUCCCAGCAUGCUAAAUACACCUGCUCUUUCUGUGGCAAGGUAAGGAAAACUUGGAAAAUCUUUCAUGUUCUUUUAGAAAUGUAGAUAGCAGAGCAGCAUUUGAUUUGCUCACUGAUACUUAGCUGGAAAUGUCUGCUGCUAAUAGCAUGAGUCAGUGUUUGGAAAACUGUCAAAGUUAGGUUAUGCUUGCAACUGAUGCAACAUGUUUGACUCUACAGACCAAGAUGAAGAGGAGGGCUGUUGGUAUCUGGCACUGUGGGUCUUGCAGGAAGACAGUGGCUGGAGGUGCUUGGACUUACAAGUAAGUCAAAGUUUAUUUCACUUUGAUUCUAUCAUGUACCCUCAUCUGAUCACACAUUGCAUCCUUGUAUGUGGUUUUUAAGAUGCUGUUCUUGUUUGAGUCUGCUGUUGUGAAACAAGAAACUAUAAAUCUCAUCUUAAUGAGCUGGAUGUCAUUUGUUGUAUAUCCAACUUAAACUGUAAAUGCUCCUCAUUUUGAUGUCAGUAAAUGAUUUACUUGACUCAAUGGUACAGUUAGUAUUUGAAGUGAUUAACAACUAUGCUUAUUGUUCUACGCUUGAUUUAAUGUUGGGUAUCUGUAAUGUAUGUCUUAGCAGUAAAGCUUUGCAGCACUAGUCUUAAUUUUGUCUUAAAUUCCACUUUCCCCAUUUUACAGCUUAUCAACAUUGCCUCUACUCUUUUGGGAACAUUUAGUAAUCAUAAACACAAUACAGCAACUUAGUCAUCCCUCGUGAUGCCAGAAAAUUAGACUUGUAUAGUUGAAAUAAUAUCUUUUCAUCUCACCUUCAACUGUCAGUUCAUUUGUCGCACAGUUUGUAAAGACACAUAAAAGAACAAGGAUUUUUUUUUUCCAAGUACAUUUUUUGACUGAAUAUUCUGUUUUCACCUGUGUGAACAAGGCUUGAUAAUAUUGUAGUAUAUCAUAACCCUCCAGAUUUAAGAGAGCAGAAAUGGCUGCACACUACUUUAAACGUAGAUUCAUAUUGAUCAUGACAUGCCACACUCUGGACCAGUGCGUCAUUGAAAAAGGAGGAAUGCACUGACGGAGUUUGCUCUCGCUGAUCUGAGCAUGUCAGGUGAUCUAGGUAGUAAUGCUGUAGGGCAAAGAGUGGCCGAAAGAUGGUCUAAAUCCCUGAUAGUGGAUGGGAAGCUGAUAUUGGAGAGAAAAUAACGUGCUAAUGGUAAAAAUGAUACUCAAGCAGCCAAAAGUAAAUGGGUGACCUGUCCAGAUAUUAUCCACGUGCAAGGAAAAGGGUCAACUGAAUUUUUGAGCUACUUUCUAUUAAGAAUUAAGAAUGUGGUGUUGAGCUGAAGUCAAGCUCUUUGAGAGGGAUAAACGUUUGGUACCAACAGCAUCUUCAGUUUUGUCAAUUGAAUUUUUUACUUGCUGUAAUGAAAAAAAGCAGUUAUCAAACUAUGAAUGUUUCUGUCUUUCAGCACAACUUCCGCUGUCACAGUCAAGUCUGCAAUCAGGAGGCUGAAAGAGUUGAAGGACCAGUAAACCACGUGCAUCGCUCACUGGUGGAUUUGGGACUUUGUUGUUUUCUAUAAUUUAACCGACCUGGACAUGGCCUCAACAUCCCAAAAUAAAGCAGUCUGGAGCGGAACUCUUGUUUGUGUCUUUUUACAUGUGUGAUGUCAAACCUUGUGAAUGAGAGCUAGAAGAAGAUGCCUCCCCAAACCUUUGAGUAAAAAACAAAGUAAAGAAUAUUCUGCCCAAAUACUCCUAAAACUUGAGGAUAAGCUCCUCUUUGCCUGCAUAGCUAGGACACAUCAGUGCGUGUCGCGGCAUAGCGUCAUUGGCAACCAUUAAUGCUUUAAAAAUAGAGAAUACAGAUUCACAUGGACAUUCACAAUGCAACGCUAUCACUGAAAUUAGAAGUUUGCUGUGUUUUUAUCUUUGGAUAAUGGCUUCACCCCUUAAAUCUGUAGUUUUACUGGUGUUGGUUUUCUGCAGUGGUUUGGUGAAUACAAGUCCGUUGAGCUUUCUUAAUAUGUCUUAUGAAAAAUGUCUAAACUUACAAAAGAGAAUAAUUGUGUCUAUUCAGUCAAUCUUGUUGACUUUUUAGCAGUCAGGCAACAAAAAUCUACACCACUGUUCAGUCUGCUGUUACUGUAAAUUUUAGUUCUUUGUUGUAUGCUAUAGUUUUUGGAUAAUGAAGGUCAUGUACAUGGAACAACAGUACCUUUUAUCUUGUGAGAAACCAGACCUUCAAAUGUAAAAAUGAAAAACUAAGAAUCUGCACAGAUUAUUUCCCUGAACAGAGAGUACUUGGUCAUGAUGCAAAUUAUGGGGUGAAGAUUUCAAGUUUAUCUUUCCACAUUUUGAUGAUAGUGUUGAUGCCUGGUUUUUACUGUAGCUGAGACAUUUGAUGGCUUGCUUUCAAGUAUAAAGUAACUGUUAUUUCGUAAGUCUCAA
Messenger RNA from Xyrichtys novacula (pearly razorfish), 3229 nucleotides. Lineage: Eukaryota; Metazoa; Chordata; Actinopteri; Labriformes; Labridae. The record is from the annotation of a GenBank genome assembly.